UUUGAUCAAGGUCAAUUGUUCCCUCACUAUCUCUCCGUAUAGGAUGCCGAUGUCCGACGUCUCUUUCUACUUAUAUAACCCUUGGUUCGAUAAACCUUGGCCCGAGGGGCCUGCUGAUGUAUCAGGCCUCGUUGUAAGCUUCGUUUCGUUUCGCUUCGAUUUUUCUUUUCGCCCCGGCGGGAGGGUGGUGAGUGGUGGAAGAGCUUAA
Messenger RNA from Morchella sextelata, 208 nucleotides. RefSeq lists its product as uncharacterized. The annotation marks the transcript as partial. NCBI's taxonomy places the organism in Eukaryota, Fungi, Ascomycota, Pezizomycetes, Pezizales, Morchellaceae. The record is from RefSeq and is a predicted model, not a curated record. The transcript has a single exon.